CAAAAAAGAGAGAGCUCCUUAUGUUUUUGCAAUGACUAUAAAACUUGCAGGACGUUUCUAGCAAUUUUCACACACAGAGGAUAAUCCCUGCGUGUCCUCUGACACUGAAGUUUUAGCAGCGUCUCGUAAAGCUCUUUAUUUUCACUUCCACUACUUCCUAGCAAAGAACAGCCCGCACAGUCGGAGACGGUGAAAGCAACGUACAGCUGUACACACCACUGAACAGAAAACCAAGAGGAAUCUUGUUUGCUGGUUUGCCAACCACCUGUGCUUGUCAGAAAGCUGAAUCCAGAUCAAACUUAAAGGACUGUCCUCCCACCAAAUUAAGAAUGGCUGAAGGGAAAUCUCGCCUAACCAGAGAAGAGCAACAGCAGCUGCAGCAUUUGUUGGGAUGCAAGCACAUUAGUCUGCUCUAUAAGGCAAGCAUUCAUGGUUAUGCUGCCCAAACCUUUCAUAAUAUAUGCAACCGCCAAGGCCCAACUGUAGUAGUGGCCUACAGCACAAGUGGUUACAUUUUUGGAGGGUUUACUGCACAUAGUUAUACAUCAUCUGGCGCAUAUAUCAAUGAUGACAGAGCUUUCCUCUUUAGACUGAAAGGGAAAGAGUGCAAUCCACUAAAAAUCCCAGUCAACGUUUCCGAAAACGCAGUAUGUGAUAAUGCUGCACAUGGUCCUUAUUUUGGAGCUGGAUCACUUAUAUUCUUGUCGCAAAAUAGGGCAGAAGUAGCCACAGAUGCUAGUAUUGCCACCUACUCAUUCCGUGCUGAAGAUUUACACGGAAAUGACCAGCGCCUUCUGGAAUGUGAAGUAUAUCGAGUUGAUGAUGUUGGUCCUUUUAUGGAAUCUCCCUGGAGAAAGAUUGGAUGGACAGCUGGGGAAAGAAAUAAAUUGAUGGAAGAAAUAACAACUUACAAGCCCUCUCUGAAGUCUGUGCCACAGGUUCGGAUUCUGUUUCUAGGCCCAGUUGGAGCUGGGAAGUCCAGCUUUUUCAAUUCUGUGAAUUCCACUUUUCGGGGCUAUGUAAUAAGUCAAGCUACUGCAGGAUCGGAUGCCAAAAGUGUGACAACUCAGUAUAGGACCUAUGGAGUUAAAUAUGGAAGUAAUGGAAAGCUGCUUCCCUUCCUUUUCUGCGAUACUAUGGGACUAGAAGAAAAACAAGGAGCUGGUUUGGAGAUGAACGACGUGUCCAGUAUAUUAAAAGGCCAUGUUCCUGAUAGGUAUCAGUUUAAUCCAUCUGCUGCUAUGCAACCAAAUGUGCCAGGCUACAUCAAGAACCCAUCUCUGAAAGACCAGAUCCAUUGUGUGGUAAUUGUUCUUGAUGGCUCCAAGGUUGAGAUUCUCCCAGAGGAACUAGAGAAAAAGCUAAGAGAAAUUCGACGGCAAAGCAAACAAGCAAAUGAGUUUGAUGUGCCACAGCUGGUUAUACUAACUAAAGUGGAUGAAAUUUGCCCUUCUCUUCUGGAAGAUAUUUCGUAUGUGUACAAAAGCAAGGUGGUUGAGAAGCAGAUGCAGCUAACAGCAGAAAGACUUGGCAUCCCACUGUCUCAAAUUGUUCCUGUUAAAAAUUACUAUUCAGAGCUGGACCUUAGGGAUGAUGUCGAUAUCCUGAUACUCAUGGCAGUGAGGCAGAUGCUGCGCCUCUCGGAAAGCUACCUUGACAAUUUCCCUCUCGAUGAAAGUUCUGUGGUGAAUGCUAAGGAGAGGAAAAUGAAUAAUCUUUCAGAAUGAAUUAUCUGAAUAUUGAUCUGCAUAUUGUGGCCUGUAACUGAAUAUUUCUCUUUUGUGUUUUAGAUUUCUGGUAGGUAAUUUGAUUCUGGUUUUGAGUAGGUGCCACUCUGUUAAAGUACAGAACUUCCACUGGACUCUGUUCUCUUACCGCUAGUCUGAUCCUUUAAGGUUUAAUGGAGCCUUUCCAUGAAAAUGCAUUUGAAAAUUGAAGGCAGAAUGCCAUUAUUAACUACUUUUAGAUUA
Messenger RNA from Hemicordylus capensis (graceful crag lizard), 1970 nucleotides. Its product is annotated as interferon-induced protein 44-like. NCBI's taxonomy places the organism in Eukaryota, Metazoa, Chordata, Lepidosauria, Squamata, Cordylidae. The coding region runs from base 330 to 1727 and encodes 465 amino acids. The record is from RefSeq and is a predicted model, not a curated record. The transcript is spliced from 9 exons.